Molecule: messenger RNA, 4836 nt
Organism: Heteronotia binoei (common prickly gecko)
Lineage: Eukaryota; Metazoa; Chordata; Lepidosauria; Squamata; Gekkonidae
Product: zinc finger protein 721-like
Biological process (GO): regulation of transcription by RNA polymerase II
Molecular function (GO): RNA polymerase II cis-regulatory region sequence-specific DNA binding; DNA-binding transcription factor activity
Source: RefSeq, a predicted model, not a curated record
AUGAGGGCAAGUACAUCUGUUCGGAGUGUAAAGUACUUCAAAACCAGAUCACAGCUCCCUAUGCACGAAAGACAACAAAGAGGGGAGAAACCGUUUGAAUGCACAGAGUGUGGAAGGAGAUUCAGUGAGAGAGGGACUCUUAAGAGGCAUCAGAGAAUCCACACAGGGGAGAGACCUUUUGAAUGCUCAGAGUGUGGUAAGAGAUUCAGUCACAGUUGCAGUCUUCAAAGUCAUCAGAGAACCCACACCGGGGAGAAACCUUUUGAAUGCUCAGAGUGUGGAAAGAGAUUCAGUCAGAGUAGCAAACUUCAAAAUCAUCAGAGAACCCACACCGGGGAGAAACCUUUUGAAUGCUCAGAGUGUGGAAAGAGAUUCAGUCGGAGUGGCACUCUUCAAAGUCAUCAGAGAACCCACACCGGGGAGAGACCAUUUGAAUGCUCAGAGUGUGGAAAGAGAUUCAGUCGGAGUGGCCAUCUUCAAAGUCAUCAGAGAACCCACACAGGGGAGAAACAUUUUGAAUGCUCAGAGUGUGAAAAGAGAUUCACUGAAAGUGGCACUCUUCAAAGUCAUCAGAGAACCCACUCCGGGGAGAAACAUUUUGAAUGCUCAGAGUGUGGAAAGAGAUUCAGUCAGAGUGCCCAUCUUCAAUGCCAUCAGAGAACCCACACAGGGGAGAGACCUUUUGAAUGCUCAGAGUGUGGAAAGAGAUUCACUGUCAGUAGCCAUCUUCACAUGCAUCAGAGAACCCACACCGGGGAGAGACCAUUUGAAUGCUCAGAGUGUGGAAAGAGAUUCAGUCAGAGUGCCCAUCUUCAAUGCCAUCAGAGAACCCACACAGGGGAGAGACCUUUUGAAUGCUCAGAGUGUGGAAAGAGAUUCAGUCAGAGUGGCAGUCUUCAAAGUCAUCAGAGAACCCACACCAGGGAGAAACCUUUUGAAUGCUCAGAGUGUGGAAAGAGAUUCAGUCAGAGUAGCAAACUUCAAAAUCAUCAGAGAACCCACACAGGGGAGAAACCAUUUGAAUGCUCAGAGUGUGGAAAGAGAUUCACUGUCAGUAGCCAUCUUCACAUGCAUCAGAGAACCCACACCGGGGAGAGACCAUUUGAAUGCUCAGAGUGUGGAAAGAGAUUCAGUCGGAGUGGCACUCUUCAAAGUCAUCAGAGAACCCACACCGGGGAGAGACCUUUUGAAUGCUCAGAGUGUGGAAAGAGAUUCAGUCACAGUUGCAGUCUUCAAAGUCAUCAGAGAACCCACACCGGGGAGAAACCUUUUGAAUGCUCAGAGUGUGGAAAGAGAUUCAGUCAGAGUAGCAAACUUCAAAAUCAUCAGAGAACCCACACCGGGGAGAAACCUUUUGAAUGCUCAGAGUGUGGAAAGAGAUUCAGUCGGAGUGGUACUCUUCAAAGUCAUCAGAGAACCCACACUGGGGAGAGACCAUUUGAAUGCUCAGAGUGUGGAAAGAGAUUCAGUCGGAGUGGCACUCUUCAAAGUCAUCAGAGAACCCACACCGGGGAGAGACCUUUUGAAUGCUCAGAGUGUGGAAAGAGAUUCAGUCACAGUUGCAGUCUUCAAAGUCAUCAGAGAACCCACACCGGGGAGAAACCUUUUGAAUGCUCAGAGUGUGGAAAGAGAUUCAGUCAGAGUAGCAAACUUCAAAAUCAUCAGAGAACCCACACCGGGGAGAAACCUUUUGAAUGCUCAGAGUGUGGAAAGAGAUUCAGUCAGAGUGGUACUCUUCAAAGUCAUCAGAGAACCCACACCGGGGAGAGACCAUUUGAAUGCUCAGAGUGUGGAAAGAGAUUCAGUCAGAGUGGCCCUCUUCAAGGGCAUCAGAGAACCCACACAGGGGAGAGACCUUUUGAAUGCUCAGAGUGUGGAAAGAGAUUCAGUUGGAGUGGCCAUCUUCAAAGUCAUCAGAGAACCCACACCGGGGAGAAACCUUAUGAAUGCUCAGAGUGUGGAAAGAGAUUCAGUCGGAGUGGCCAUCUUCAAAGUCAUCAGAGAACCCACACAGGGGAGAGACCUUUUGAAUGCUCAGAGUGUGGAAAGAGAUUUACUUACAGUGGCAGUCUUCACAAACAUCAGAGAACCCACACAGGGGAGAAUCCUUUUGAAUGCUCAGAGUGUGGAAAGAGAUUCACUGACAGUGACACUCUUCAAAGUCAUCAGAGAACCCACACCGGGGAGUGACCAUUUGAAUGCUCAGAAUCCCAGGACAAUCAGAGCAAUGAGGAGGGUGAGGAACUGGAUCAGCAGUUGCCAGAUCGAGUUAAAAAUGUGGACUUGAAAAAAAACAUCAGGAAUCCAGGAAGACCUAAGAGAAAGAAAGGCAGCCAUACAGCUGAGAAGAGAGAUAGAAGACGACAUAAUGCACGUUUUCCAAAGCAGAGGAUAAUGAGGGCAAACAAGCAUCAGAGAAUCCACAAAGGAGACAGACCUUUGGACUGUUUAGAGAGUGAAAAGAGAUUCAGUCAGAGUGGCCAUCUUCAAAGUCAUCAGAGAACCUACACAGGGGAGAGACCUUUUGAAUGCUCAGAAUGUGGAAAGAGGUUCAGUGAGAGACGGAAACUUCAGAUGCAUCAGAGAACCCACACAGGGGAGAGACCUUUUGAAUGCUCAGAGUGUGGAAAGAGAUUCACUGACAGUAGCAGUCUUCAAAGUCAUCAGAGAACCCACACAGGAGAGAAACCUUUUGUAUGCUCAGAGUGUGGAAAGAGAUUCAAUCAGAGUGGCCAUCUUCAAAGUCAUCAGACAACCCACACAGGAGAGAGACCUUUUGAAUGCUCAGAGUGUGGAAAGAGAUUCAGUCACAGUGGCCAUCUUCAAAGUCAUCAGACAACCCACACAGGAGAGAGACCUUUUGAAUGCUCAGUGUGUGGAAAGAGAUUCACUGUCAGUAGCAGUCUUCACAGGCAUCAGAGAACCCACACAGGGGAGAGACCUUUUGAAUGCUCAGAGUGUGGAAAGAGAUUCACUGACAGUAGCAGUCUUCAAAGUCAUCAGAGAACCCACACAGGGGAGAAACCAUUUGAAUGCUCAGAGUGUGGAAAGAGAUUCACUGUCAGUAGCCAUCUUCACAUGCAUCAGAGAACCCACAUAGGGGAGAAACCUUUUGAAUGCUCAGAGUGUGGAAAGAGAUUCACUGACAGUAGCAGUCUUCAAAGUCAUCAGAGAACCCACACAGGGGACAGACCUUUUGAAUGCUCAGAGUGUGGAAAGAGAUUCAGUCAGAGCAUCCAUUUUCUUCAUCAGAGAACCCACACAGGGGAGAGACCUUUUGAAUGCUCAGAGUGUGGAAAGAGAUUCAGUCAGAGCAGCCAUUUUCAAAGUCAUCAGAGAACCCACACAGGGGAGAGACCUUUUGAAUGCUCAGAGUGUGGAAAGAGAUUCAGUCAGAGUGGCCAUCUUCAAAGUCAUCAGACAACCCACACAGGAGAGAGACCUUUUGAAUGCUCAGAGUGUGGAAAGAGAUUCACUGUCAGUAGCAGUCUUCACAGGCAUCAGAGAACCCACACAGGGGAGAGACCUUUUGAAUGCUCAGAGUGUGGAAAGAGAUUCACUGACAGUAGCAGUCUUCAAAGUCAUCAGAGAACCCACACAGGGGAGAAACCAUUUGAAUGCUCAGAGUGUGGAAAGAGAUUCACUGUCAGUAGCCAUCUUCACAUGCAUCAGAGAACCCACAUAGGGGAGAAACCUUUUGAAUGCUCAGAGUGUGGAAAGAGAUUCAGUCAGAGUGGCCAUCUUCAAAGUCAUCAGAGAACCCACACAGGGGAGAGACCUUUUGAAUGCUCAGAGUGUGGAAAGAGAUUCACUGACAGUAGCAGUCUUCAAAGUCAUCAGAGAACCCACACAGGGGACAGACCUUUUGAAUGCUCAGAGUGUGGAAAGAGAUUCAGUCAGAGCAGCCAUUUUCAAAGUCAUCAGAGAACCCACACAGGGGAGAGACCUUUUGAAUGCUCAGAGUGUGGAAAGAGAUUCAGUCAGAGUGGCCAUCUUCAAAGUCAUCAGAGAACCCACACAGGGGAGAGACCUUUUGAAUGCUCAGAGUGUGGAAAGAGAUUCACUCACAGUGGCAGUCUUCAAAGUCAUCAGAGAACCCACACAGGGGAGAGACCUUUUGAAUGCUCAGAGUGUGGACAGAGAUUCAGUCGGAGUGGCAGUCUUCAAAGUCAUCAGAGAACCCACACAGGGGAGAGACCUUUUGAAUGCUCAGAGUGUGGACAGAGAUUCAGUCGGAGUGGCAGUCUUCGAAGUCAUCAGAGAACCCACACAGGGGAGAGACCUUUUGAAUGCUCAGAGUGUGGACAGAGAUUCAGUCGGAGUGGCAAUCUUCAAACUCAUCAGAGAACCCACACAGGGGAGAGACCUUUUGAAUGCUCAGAGUGUGGAAAGAGAUUCAGUCAGCGUGACCAUAUUCAAUGGCAUCAGAGAAUGCACACUGGGGAGAGACCUUUUGAAUGCUCAGAGUGUGGGAAGAGAUUCAGUCAGAGUGGCCAUCUUCAAAGACAUCAGAGAAACCAUAUGGGGAGACAUGUUGAAUGCUCAGAGUGUGGAAAGAGAUUCACUGAAAGUAGCCAUCUUCACAGGCAUCAGAGAACCCACACAGGGGAGAAACCUUUUGAAUGCUCAGAGUGUGGAAAGAGAUUCAGUCACAGUGAGAAUCUUCAAAGUCAUCAGAGAACCCACACAGGGGAGAGACCUUUUGAAUGCUCAGAGUGUGGAAAGAGAUUCAGUCAGAGUUGCCAUCUUCAAAGUCAUCAGAGAACCCACACAGGGGAGAGACCUUUUGAAUGCUCAGAGUGUGGAUAGAGAUUCACUGACAGUGGCAAUCUUCAA